AUACAUAUAUAAACAAUUAAUACCAAAGAAAAGAUAUAAGCUGGUGCUUCCUAGCAAACGUGAUAGUGCUGCAGAUAUUGCCACCCUAAGCACCUGCCCGGAUUCGCAGACUCCACAGUGAAUUGUACAUAUCAAAAUGAUUCUGUCACCUGGGGAUUGCCAAUGUCCUCUCGUGGACGAAGGUGUUUCCCUAGUCAAUUCGCCGAUAUGCAGUGGCGCCAUUUACUUCAUGGUCCUCCUUGAAGCGUUCUUGAAAGGUCGCUGCCAGAUCGCCACGCCCUGCCAGAGGAUAGAGUCUGUUGCUGAUGUUGAAUCGGACUAUGAUUUCAUAGUUGUUGGCGCGGGUUCUGCUGGAUCCAUUGUAGCAGGAAGACUUAGCGAGGUGGAUAAAUAUAAGGUAUUGCUCAUCGAAGCCGGUAGCCAAGAACCCAUCGGGGCACGCCCGCCGUCGUUCUACCGCACAUUUUGGUGGAACGAGGAGUUGGACUGGCAGUACCGCACAGUGCCUGCAAACUAUUGCCUGGAUCAAGAGGGCAAGGGAUGUAUGUGGCCCAGAGGAAAAGUACUUGGCGGGUCCAGUCUUCUCAACGGAAUGAUGUACCACCGAGGCCACCCCGCGGACUACGAUGAUUGGGUGCAAGCCGGCGCGGACGGCUGGUCCUGGGACGAGAACCGGCCGUACUUCGACAUGACUGAAGGCAACAGGGAAAUAGGCUCGCUCGUCAGCGAAAAGUAUCACUCUAGCACUGGGCCUUUGCCCGUUCAGCAGUUCAGAUAUCAACCUCGCGCCGCAUACGUGCUCCUGGACGCUAUCAAUGAGACUGGCCUGCCAAUAAUUGCAGACAUGAACGACCCCAAUACUCCUGAUGGAUUUACCAUCGCCCAAGCUUUUACAGAGGACGGACAAAGAUACACAACAGCUAGGGCGUUCCUGAAACCCAAAUCAGAGAGAAUCAAUCUAAGUGUGAAACUAAACUCUCAAGUGACAAAGGUUUUAUUUAAGAGAAAACGUGCUAUUGCUGUAGAAUACAUCGAUGAAAGCGGACAAAAGAAGACUGUGCACGCUCGUAAGGAGAUCAUAUUAAGUGCAGGUGCACUAAACAGUCCGCAUAUUCUAUUACUAUCAGGUGUUGGUCCCAAGGAUGUUCUCAAAAAAUUCAAUAUUCCUUUAGUUGAAGAUCUUCCCGUUGGAAAAAACUUAAGAAAUCAUUACGGAAUUACUUUAUACUUCAUACUCACAAAACUGAAUAACACAGAAGUUCUGGAUUGGAGUAUUUUAACUAGUUAUUUGUUAGAAAUGGAGGGACCCAUGUCUGGUACAGGAGUCACACAGUUAACAGGGCUGUUAUACUCGAGUUUGGGAGACAAAGGACGAAAGCAGCCAGAUCUUCAAUUCUUCUUUAACGGCUUUUACGCGGAAUGUUCCAAAACCGGUCAGGUAAACGAAGAACGCGAAGAUGGAUACACCGCAAGAAAUGUAUCCGCGAACGCAGCGCUGCUACUGCCUCGUAGCGUGGGCUACCUCACGCUGAACUCUUCCCACCCGCUGGACCCGCCGCUCUUCUUCCCUAAUUACUUCGAGCACCCAGAAGACUUGACCAUGAUCAAGGACGGCGCCAGAUACUUACAGAAGAUAUUUGAAUCUGACACUCUCAAAAACAAAUACGGUCUGCAACUCGACCACAAGACGACCGAGAAGUGUUCGAAGUUCGCUAGUUGGUCAGACGAGUGGAUCGAGUGCAUGGCUCGAGUGAACACCGACCCGCAGAACCAUCAGCUGGGCACCGCCGCCAUUGGCCGAGUGCUCGACACGCAGCUCAGAGUUUACAACAUUAAAGGUUUGCGAGUGAUCGACGCUUCGGCGAUGCCCACACAGCCGACCGGCAACCCACAGGGCGCCAUCAUGAUGGUGGCCGAGAGGGGAGCCGCUUUCAUAAAGGACACUUGGCAAUAACAUCGGUUACUCAUUUACCUGAUUACGUUCAGUGACACACUAACUCUAGUAGUUAUUCUUUGAGUAUAUGUGACAAGGACAAGUAAACAACGAUAACUAUGAGAUACUUACAACAAGUGGAUAGUUUCGUACACACCACACAGUACACAAAAGAAACAAUACAUGAGAAUGCUCUAUAUCUUUAUCUUCAUUGAUAUUUCCAUAAACUUUGCUCAACGGAACUAAAAUAAUGUUACUCAAAAAAAAGAACUGAAGCUGUACCACAACGAUAUUAAGCUGUACCAUAAUUGAUGAUAAAAAAAUCCCCUUCUUUCGAUGACGAAAUCAGACCGUUAUUAUAAUAUUUUACAUCCCCUCGCGGUAUGGUGACAAUGUUAUAUAAUACCAUUCUUUGGUGUGUGUUGAAAAUAUUUAGGUAUUCAGUUAUUAACAAAGACAGUAAACCAGGGAUUGGCAAACUACGGCCCGUGGGCCAUCUUCGGCCCUUGAAUGGCUGAAAUCCGGUCCGCGAUCAUCAAACAAAAAUUAAAGGUUCUCACCAAAAAUACCAUGCUGCCGUACCUGCUACCUUGUUACUGCUGCUGAGCCGCAGGGUGAGGGGCAUUCGUUACCGAGUUAUAUUUUUAUUUAAUUUAUACCUACAUACCAAGGGGGUGUAAAUCGGCAAGUCGUAUAACAUGAGUAAAAACCUAGCCCGCCAUACAUUGUGAUCGUAAAUAUUGACACGAGAAGGUAAGUUUGCCCAUCCCUGCAUUAAAGUCAUUUUAUAUAUAUUUCAAUCUGUCUUUGACUAUUACUUUUAUUAUUUUCAUGGAUAACACAUUGAAAAUGUAGAUAUUUACCUGAAUCUUUUUUGUUCACCAAAAAUUUUGUCGUCGGUUGUGUAUAAUAUGAAGGUACCUACCUACUUACUAUUAUUAACAUAAGCAAUUAAUUAUAGUUUAUCGAUGAUAUACCUGCUAUUAAAAGCUGUCAAUUACCUA
This is a messenger RNA of Chilo suppressalis (striped riceborer), 2937 nucleotides long. NCBI's taxonomy places the organism in Eukaryota, Metazoa, Arthropoda, Insecta, Lepidoptera, Crambidae. The record is from the annotation of a GenBank genome assembly.